ACAUCCCGUUACUCACGUUCAUCAACACAGCUCAGCGCGUGUGUGUUGCUCAGCCCUAUAGGAGCUUUCUUCUACACAUUGUGUUUAAUGUGGGAGAUUAAGUGUAGUUUGUACUAAAAUGUAAACACUGAUUGAAUCUUUUGGUUAGGAAGACGUGAGCACAUUACAGUGUGUGGAGUUUGUACGAAGACGCUCCUGACACACAUGGCCAAGCCUGCUAACAUGAACUAUUCCAUUGCUCAAGGAACUCACCCCAAACCAAAAGUGACAUUCAUUGUCCCCAGAGAAUGUUUGCCCGGCACGUUCUAUCUGCACGCGGAGAAAGAACUGGAACAGCCUGGCUACGAACGAUUUGUGUGCCUCUUUAAACAUGGAGACGACAUCAAAGCGAAGAGUACCUCGGAGCCAUUUCCUGCAGGACUUCACAGAAUAGGCAAGUACAAGACUGACAAGUCGGAGUGUAAGGCCAAGUUUAAGACCAAGGAUGUCCAAGCAUUACUGUCUCUGUUCCCUCUGGAUUAGCUGACCUUUGACUGACCAGCUGCAAGCUGUACAAUAUUUAUUGACAAAAAUUAUCACAAACGCCUCAGUUUUUAGAUUACACAUUUUUGUUUAGCGAACGCCGAGUUUUUUCUUUUUACAAAGCUUCUAUCAGCUCACUCUGUCUGUCUGUCUGUCUGUCUGGUAAAAAAGUUUGUAUAGGUUAUGUCUCCCACACACAUAUUUUGCACAAUUAUUUCUUUUACAUGACAACACAAGAAUCAAUAAGAAAAAAUAAACAAUUUGUUAAUUAACUAUUGGUAAUAGAUUAUUUUGUUUGGUAUUUCGAACAAGGGAAAAAAAUUGUCAUUGACUGAGGUUGUCCUUUUUAUAGGUCGUCGUCUGAGUCUUAGUGAACACAAACGUGAAAAAUAGGACGAGACUUUGGAAACAGUACAUAACCAGACAAUCAUCCAUGUUCAGGGUCGGAUUGGUUAUAUUGGCACUCGGCAAAUGCUCCGUGGGUCGGUACCUAAAUGCAGGGCCGAUCCUAACAAUUGUGGGGCCCUAUGCUAAACUGAUUGCGCGGGGCCUAGUCUGUGUGGUAAUAAGGAAAAUAAGUGAAAAUUAAGAGUUUGAAUUGGAAAACAAAUUCGACUUUGCAUUUUAUUCAUUCUUUACUAAGUACAAAAUUGCGAUCAAAUUAACUUUACUUUACAAACCUUGCAACCUAUGGCAUAUUUAUAUGCCAGUGACUAUAAAAGUAAAUAAGGUAUUGAAACUUUCGGUUUAGGUGAAAACUCAUCCGAUUAUUACAUUUUAUUACAUGAAAGCUGACAAUGACUUUUUUAUCGCACGUAUGAUUGGCGUUUUCCGAAAUAAAUGAUACACACAAAUGACAAUUUUGUCAAUUUUUCUGGAGAUUUUUAUGAGUUUUCAGGAGAUUUUAAUAAAUGCAGGACAUUUCCAGGAAUGUUUCGUACAUAUUUUGCAAUUUAAUAAUUACACAUAGAAAUAGCGCGAGGCCUAUGAAAGCGCGAGGCCCACUUCGACUGCAUAGGUCGGAGUGGCCUAAGACCGGCCCUGCCUCAAUGGGCCGGUACCCAAAUGGGCCAAUAGGGCCAGCGAAAGGAUCCCUAUGACACGCAUGAUAUUGUUGUUUAACGUUCUCUUAUAAAAGUGACUCUUUGAGCGUCGUGUUUAAAAAAAAAACAACUUUUACAGACUCAACAGUGUCAUACUAAUUUAAUCUUAACACAUUUUCCGAAUUAAUGUAUACAGGGCUACCUGUAGGAUUCAUUAACCCAUUUUUGUUUAUCCUUUAGGUAAAUUCUUCCCAUUCAUAGGUUGUCCAGUGAUCCACUACAGGUCAGCUUGACGUUUAUGUUGACGUUUGAAACAAAGUUGGAAUGUUGUGUUUUUGUUCAACAAAAACAAAUUAUAUACUUUUAUUGUCACCUUUGCCGCCAGUUUGGGUUUAUAAAUAUCAUUGUGAAUUAUUUGUUAUAAUAUCAUUUUAUUUGUGAGUUCGGUAAUAUGAUUAAAUUAUAAAUCAUAAUGCUCAUAAUUUUUUUGUGAUCAUUUGUGUUGUUUUUAGUAAGUUAUAAAUACAUUUAAUAAUUAACAAAUUAAAUUAACAUAAUUAAAUCGUGACUUCUAUCAGAAGAAUUAAUGAUUGUUUAUAUAAUUGGGUACUCUGAUUUCAAUGAUUAGUUGUUUAAUCUUUCUAUGUUUAAAGAUUGUGGACUCUAUAAUCAGUUGUUUCAUAUUUAUAUAAUCACAGAAUGUAAAUGUUAUGAUCAAUUGAACGUUCAAUGUCUAUUUGUUUAUCUUUCCGUGAGUAAACUUGUGAAAUCUGAAGAAUAAUAUUAAAAUAUUUUUAUUUGUAUGAAUGUUAAAAUUGUACAUAAGUUUUAACACACUUUCCAAAUUAAUAGUUAUAAUAUAAAGGGGGUGGGGGGUGGGAAAGAAUUUAAACACAUUUAUUUAACGCCUGAUAACAAACGAAAGUAGUUAUGGUCCUUGAGUCAAACUUGAAAGUUAUGGUUCUUGAAUCAUGGAUCAUUAUUUGUUUGUGUACAUGCAAGACAGAAAUAUUUGAAGCAGAGUCCACAAGUGACGUUCUAAGGUCAUACUAUUUUAAUGAUGCCAGGAAACAACAUAAUCAACUGAUGGAAAGCAUGUAAACUUGGCCCAUCUUUAAAACCAAAUGCCAAUAUGUGUUAUACAUUUUAGAUUUUCCUAUACAAUAAAAGAUUAUUACACCCUAGCCCAGGGGUGGGCAACCUUUUUGGAUCGAGGGCCGCAUUUCUUUAAAUUUGGGAAUGGCGGGCCGCAUAUGUAUAUACAACUUAGAAAGAUACUCUAGCUAACUGUGUAGAAUGGCUUUAAAUUCAUAAUUACACUAUAUUAUAUUCACGUUUCUUUUUUUCCACACUCCACGUUAAGGAAUUACAAGAAAAGUUAGCAAUUUUUGAAAUAAAUUAUUUUUUUUU
Molecule: messenger RNA, 2975 nt
Organism: Biomphalaria glabrata
Lineage: Eukaryota; Metazoa; Mollusca; Gastropoda; Planorbidae
Exons: 5
Coding region: 205-522 (105 amino acids)
Source: RefSeq, a predicted model, not a curated record